Messenger RNA from Lottia gigantea (owl limpet), 1737 nucleotides. RefSeq lists its product as hypothetical. Bases 1 to 1737 code for a protein of 578 amino acids. NCBI's taxonomy places the organism in Eukaryota, Metazoa, Mollusca, Gastropoda, Lottiidae. The record is from RefSeq and is a predicted model, not a curated record. The transcript has 2 exons.
AUGGAAGAUUCUAAUCGUGGUUCCAGUUUAAUUGACUAUGUUCUCGCUGAUAUAAGAGCUCUAAGCAAUAUAACCAAGUUUGGUGUAAAUACAUUCAAUGAGUUUUCUUACCAUGCAUCAUUAUGUUUUCGAGUGAAACUUGAACAUAAGCAUAAGUGUGUGACUCCCUUAGUAAAAAAUUCAAAAGAUCACCAACGAUUGAACAGGUGGAAUCCAAGUAAAUCUUCCGAAUUAAAGCAAUUGUUAUUGAGUGAACUGGAUUCUUUAACUAACUUAGUUAACUCGUCGCCCAUGAGUGUCGAUAAUAUAGCAAAAAAUAUAUCGUGUGUAUUGCAGGAUGUAGGAGCUAGGUGUCUUGGUGUCAAGACUGUUAAAUCUUCCACUCGUAGUUCAACAAAAAAAUCAUAUAGCAAUGAAUGGUUUGACUCGAAGUGCAGGCUAGCCCGUCAAGAUUUUAAUCGUGUAAGAAACAAAUAUCUUCGUAAACGAUGUUCUACGAAUCGUAAAUGUUUUUGCUCAGCUCGUAGUUAUUACAGUAAAGUUAAACGCCACGCAAAAUUUAAGCUGUCAAAACUGAAAGCUAGGAAGAUUAGUUCUCUUCACAAGUGUGAUCCUAAACAAUUUUGGAACGAGAUAAAAUCGAGUUAUCAUCAAGUCCCCAAAACCGAUCUCUGUGUUAAUGAUUUCUUUGAACAUUUCAAGGCCGCCUUUGGUAACGAAUUGAAUAGUUCCUCUAAUACUCUCAAUGAUGUAUCUGAUCAUAAUGGGAUUUUAUUCUAUCAAAAUGGUACCUUUCAUAAAGCUGAAAAAAGGUUGGCUUCUCAGGGUAGAAAGGCUCUUGGAGCUGUGAUUAGCCGUGCUGGCUCACUUUGUCUUGACAUCCGAAGCAAAUGUACACUAUACAACUCAUGUGUGGCUUCAGUCCUUUUGUACGGAUGUGAGGUAUGGGGCUUUAUUAAAGGUCGAAAUAUUGAAAUUAUCCAGAAUGACUUUGUAAGAUACACUCUGUCUCUGGGUAAAGCGACGCCUUUAAUAGCCGCCAUCUCUGAAAUUGGAUUAUACCCUUUAUCGGUUAUUAGAAAAUGUCGUAUUCUGAAAUAUUGGCAACGGAUAGCCCUGUCUAAUAACCCGCUACUUCGUGCUGUAUAUGAAGCUCUAUGUAGCGAUGCCCUUAGUGGCAAACAUAAUUGGUUAUAUAACGUGAAAAUUCUGUUAGAUCAGAUCGGUUUUUCUUAUGUAUUUACUAAUCCAGGUUCUGUUUAUUUUAAGUCUUUAAAAUCACGUAUUUACGACCAAUAUGUUCAGGAAUGGUGGUCGUCCCUCGUUGAAUCUAGCAAAUUGAGAUUUUUUAGAAAUUUUAAAAUUAAUUCUCAAUAUGAAACAUACCUUGAUGCAAAUAUUGCAACGAAAUUCCGUAGUAUCAUUUGUAAAUUUCGUUGCGGUAAUCUACAGCUGCGUGUCGAGACUGGUAGAUAUACUAAGAUACCUCGUGACAAAAGAAUCUGUGAAUGUUGCAAGUCAAAACAUUAUAUAGAAGAUGAAUUUCACUUUUUGCUUUGUUGCCCCAUCUAUAGCCAUCUUCGCCAGAAGUUUUUUCAUAAACAAUUUUGGUCAUUUCCUUCCCUUCUCAAAAUGAACAUUCUAAUGAAUCCGAAAUCCCACUCCCAAGUUCUUUCACUUGGUAGAUAUCUCUACGAGGCUUACAAACUCCGAGAAACAAUCGUAAUUAAUCUGUAA